UUCCGGUAUACGAUGCCGUUUAAAAGGUUCGUAGAAACUGGACGCGUAGCUUGGAUAUCAGGUGGACGCUACGCUGGACGGUUAUGCAGUAUCGUUGACGUAAUUGAUCAAACCAGGGUUCUUGUGGAUGGACCUAAAAGUGGAGUUCCAAGAAUACCUAUUCGAUUAAAUCAAAUUCGUUUGACAAAGUUUCUCAUCAAAUUUCCUUUUAAAGGAUCCACUAGAGUUGUUAGGAAAGCAUGGGAAGCAAGCAAGUUUAUGGAAAAGUGGAGGGCAGGCAAAUGGUCUGGUAAUCUUUCAAAAAGGAAAUUGAGGAGAAAAAUGUCAGAUUUUGACAGAUUUAAACUUAGAAAUGCGAGAAAAGCUAGAAAUGCUCUCAGAACAGCUGAAUAUUUGAGGCUUAUGAAAGCAGCAAAGAGGAGAAGCGAAAGAUUGAGGAGGAAUAGUGCUAAAUGGAGAAUAAGCAAAAAACUUGGCAAACCAAUUCCAGACAAACCCAAAAAACCAGUAACGGAAAAGAAAUUGAAAUCGAGAAGAGUUACAAGUCCAAAGGUGAAAACAUUGAAAUCGGUUAAGGGAAAAGCUAAAUUGACUAAAAAGGUUCAGAAAGUUGCAGGAGGAAAACCUAAAGUUGAAAAAUCGAAAGCGACAACUGGAAAGGCUUCUGCUAAGCCACAGAAAUAAAUUGUAAAAUAAAAAAAUUUUGUCGAGUAAUUUUCA
Molecule: messenger RNA, 720 nt
Organism: Pediculus humanus corporis (human body louse)
Lineage: Eukaryota; Metazoa; Arthropoda; Insecta; Psocodea; Pediculidae
Product: histone H1-III-1, putative
Exons: 4
Coding region: 13-684 (223 amino acids)
Biological process (GO): translation; ribosomal large subunit biogenesis
Cellular component (GO): ribosome; cytosolic large ribosomal subunit
Molecular function (GO): structural constituent of ribosome; RNA binding
Source: RefSeq, a predicted model, not a curated record